AUGACCCGACACCGUAGCGCGUCUAACAAGUUGAUAGCAGAUUCGCCAGAACCUUCGCGCGACUCCUUGUCGUCCGUAUCGACGACGAGCCUGGUAUUCGAACGAAUCAGUGAAAGAGAGAAGCUCAACCCGCGAGAUGAUCUAUCCGACUUUGACGAUGAGGACCCGCUCAGCCGGACAGAGGAUGACGAACACGGCGCAUUCCUGGGAUCUGCCGCUGCCCAUGGCAAGGGCCAGGCUAUGGACCGCAAGCUGAAACGGAUCCUCAUAGUUUUGGCUGGAGUGUUCGUUGCAGCUUGGGGUAUAGGGCUGUUCACAUUCAUAUCGUCCAAAUCGUACCAGCACUCGUCGCAGAAGGAACACGACCCGACUGCUACCAGCUCGAGAGGCUCGGGAAAGAAGAUCACAAGAGAACAACUGCAAGCUGGGUUUUGGGCGCCGCGAAGCCAUGCCAUUAGUUGGAUUGAAGGCGCUGGUGGGGAAGAUGGACUGCUGCUAGAAGUCGGCGCCUCUGGAAAAGACUACGUAGUGGUCGAGGAUGUGCGCAGUCUCAAUGCUGAGCAUGCUGCGUCAGGCGGACAAACCCUCUCGAAGCAGACACUGAUGCGCAACAGUUGGUUUAAUUUCGGUGGGCGGCAGCUUACGCCGUCGAAAAUCUGGCCUAGUCCUGACCUCAAGAAGGUCUUGAUUGCCACCGAUGCAAAGAAGAAUUGGAGACACUCGAUGACAGGUAUCUACUGGGUGUUGGAUGUAGCCACGCAGCAGGCUGAGCCGCUGGACCCAAGCAACCCGGAACUGAGAGUGCAGCUAGCGCAAUGGAGCCCGCAGAGCAAUGCGAUUGCCUACACCAGCAACAACAACCUAUUCAUUCGCCGGAUCGAGGGAAGCAAUGUGGUACAGGUCACCAAGGAUGGCGGACCGGAGUAUUUCUACGGAAUUCCCGAUUGGGUGUACGAGGAGGAAGUUUUCGGUGGCAACAGCGCAACCUGGUGGUCGGAGAACGGCGACUAUCUAACCUUCUUGCGUACCAACGAGACGUCAGUCCCGGAAUAUCCUGUCCAGUAUUUCAUCGAACGGCCCAGUGGGGCAAAGCCUGAUCCAGGCGAGGAGAAUUAUCCAGAAGUACGGCAGAUCAAGUACCCAAAGGCUGGCUCACCCAAUCCCUUCGUGGACCUGCUCUUCUACGACAUGGCGCGGGGUGAUAUAUUCGAGGUUGAGGUUGCAGACGGCUUUGCCCCUGAAAACCUGCUCAUCACCGAGGUCAUCUGGGCUGGGACCAAGGUCAUUGUGAAGGAAACCAACCGCGUAAGCGACAUCAUGCGCGUUGUACUUGUGGAUGUCGUAGCCCGAACUGGAAAGACGGUGCGAACUUCCGAUGUUGGGAAGAUUGACGGUGGCUGGUUCGAAAUAUCGCAAGAUACCCGUUAUAUACCCGCAGAUCCAGGCAAUGGUCGACCAGAAGACGGCUACAUUGAUUCGGUCAUACAUGAAAAUGGCGACCACUUGGCUUAUUUUAGCCCGCUUGACAACCCGAACCCGGUCAUGCUAACCUCUGGCAAGUGGGAAGUUGAUGGCGGCGUAUCCGCGGUUGAUCUUAAGGGUAACUUGGUAUAUUUCCGUGCUACCAAAGAGUCCUCCAUUCAGCGCCACGUCUACAGUGUGCAUCUUGAUGGAACCGACGUAAAGCCUGUCACAGAUGUGUCCAAAGAAGGAUUUUACGACGCCUCAUUCUCGAGCAACGCCGGUUACGCCUUGGUUUCAUACAAGGGUCCAGGUAUUCCCUGGCAACGAGUUGUCAGCACACCGAGCAAUUCUGAAAAAUACGACCACCUUAUUGAGGAGAACAAGGAACUGGCUUCGAAGGCUCAGAGGUACGAAUUGCCGUUGCUCAACUAUGGCACGAUCAAGUUGGAUGACUUUGAGUUCAACUACAUCGAGCGCCGGCCUCCUCAUUUCAACCCAAAUAAGAAAUAUCCUGUUCUUUUCCAGCAGUACCAAGGGCCAGGCUCGCAGUCCGUAUCGAAGAAGUUCUCUGUUGAUUUCCAAUCCUACGUCGCAGCUGCCCUUGGUUACCUCGUGGUUACAGUCGAUGGGCGCGGUACAGGGUUCAUUGGCCGCAACGCUCGUGUGGUCGUACGCAAGAACCUCGGUCGUUGGGAGUCUCACGAUCAGAUCGCUGCUGCAAAGAUAUGGGCUGCAAAGUCGUACGUUGACGCCGAACGCCUAGCGAUCUGGGGUUGGUCGUACGGAGGCUUCAGUACCUUGAAGACCCUUGAGCAGGAUGCCGGUCAGACAUUCAAGUACGGCAUGGCCGUCGCACCAGUGACCGAUUGGCGUUUCUACGACAGUAUCUACACAGAACGUUACAUGUUGACGCCGCAGGAGAACGCCGGUGGCUAUGACGAUACAGCCAUCAGCAAUGUCACAGCAUUAUCAAACAACGUCCGAUUCUUGAUCAUGCACGGUAUAGCGGACGACAAUGUGCAUAUGCAAAACACCUUGACCUUGCUGGACAAGCUCGACCUGUAUGGGAUCGAGAACUACGACCUGCACAUGUUCCCUGAUAGUGACCAUGGUAUUUAUUUUCACAACGCAAACCAGAUUGUCUAUGACAAGCUGGCAAACUGGCUCAUCAACGCUUUCAACGGCGAGUGGCUGAAGAUUGCCGACGCGAAACCCAACGACAUGCGCAAAAGAACUUUGGAAGAAGUAAGGAAGAGAUCAAGGGUAUUCGCCACCGGAGGCUAG
Neoarthrinium moseri is the source of this 2748-nucleotide messenger RNA. RefSeq lists its product as uncharacterized. Bases 1 to 2748 code for a protein of 915 amino acids. The transcript has 2 exons. NCBI's taxonomy places the organism in Eukaryota, Fungi, Ascomycota, Sordariomycetes, Amphisphaeriales, Apiosporaceae. Gene Ontology annotation, biological process: proteolysis. Gene Ontology annotation, molecular function: dipeptidyl-peptidase activity; serine-type peptidase activity. The record is from RefSeq and is a predicted model, not a curated record.